AUGAUGAUGAUGAAUCCACUCUGGACUUUUGUUUCGCUUUAUAUUAUAUCUCAAACUGUGGGUCACAAUGAACCACCAAUUCUUUUAGUAAAAGCUGGUGAACGUGUUACUCUCAACUGUGCGUUUGUAGAUGAAUUAGUUAGAAUGAUCUGGUACAAGCAAAGAUUUGGUGAGAUGCCUCAGAAGGUGGGAGGAAGUUUAUUAUAUAAUGAAAUCAACUUUUACCCCGAGUUCAACAAAUCAGGAUUAAAAAUUGAGAAAACGGAGACUGGAAUUUCCUUGACAUUUCUACAUAUAAAUGUAGAGGAUGAAGGAUUGUACUUCUGUGGUGUAUUUAACUGGGAGGAAAAUUUAUUUUCCAAUGGAACAUUCCUAUCUGUGACAGGUGAUCAAGAAUUCAGCAUAUCAGUGUUCCAAAACAGUGAACUGGACUCUGAAGGAUCAUCAGUAAAUCUUCAGUGCUCUGUUUUGUCUGAGAGCAGAACAGCAGAACAUCAAGUGCUCUGGUUUAGAUCUUCUGCACCACAAUCCCGUCCUCAGAUAAUUUACACUCAUCACAACAGCAGCCAUAAGUGUAAGAAAAGCUCUUCUACAUACACCUGUGUGUACAACUUCUCCAAGAACAUCCUUAAUGAUACUGGUACCUACUACUGUGCUGUGGCCAUGUGUGGAAAAAUCAUUUUUGGGAAUGGAACAACUGUACAGCUGGCAUCUGUGGAUUAUUUAUGGAAGUUCCUUGCAGUAGCUUUGGUGGUGUGCAUAACUGUGAUCAUUGUUCAGUCUGUUUUAAUCUGUAAAUUUAGAAGCUGUAAACCAUACAGAGGACUGUGA
Messenger RNA from Trichomycterus rosablanca, 831 nucleotides. RefSeq lists its product as uncharacterized. The record is from RefSeq and is a predicted model, not a curated record. Gene Ontology annotation, biological process: response to bacterium. NCBI's taxonomy places the organism in Eukaryota, Metazoa, Chordata, Actinopteri, Siluriformes, Trichomycteridae. The coding region runs from base 1 to 831 and encodes 276 amino acids. The transcript has 5 exons.